UCCAUCAUCUACUACUUCUACAACAAAUCUCUUAAAUUAAUACUCCAUUACAAAUUAAUUAAUUAAUAAAAUCUCCAUCCAUCAAUGGCAAGCACAAUUCAAAACAACAACCUUCUUAAUUUCUCAUCCUCAAAGAAAAGAAUGACCCCAGAUGACUCAUCAAACCACGAAGACGAUUUCAUCGCCAAAAAACCACCAACAAAACCAAAUUGGGAAGACCCUGCAUCCGCUCUGGCGAAUGCCCGACAUGAAUUUGGAGAGCAUGGCGGCGUUAACAUGUCUAUUGAAGCUUCUGCCACCUUCACCGUCAUGGAACCUGAAACCCUCGGCCGCAUGUUCGCAGGAGAGCUAGGCCCCGACCGUGAUUUUUUCAUCUACAGCCGCCAUUUUAAUCCGACGGUUCUUAACCUCGGACGUCAGAUGGCGGCUCUAGAAGGGACAGAGGCAGCAUACUGCACUUCUAGUGGCAUGUCUGCCAUCUCAUCAGUGUUGUUGCAAUUAGUCAGUAGUGGGGAUCAUAUAGUGGCGUGUCAAACCCUUUAUGGCGGAACUCACGCCCUUCUCACUCAUUUUCUUCCAAGAUCCUCCAACAUAACCACCACGUUCGUUGACAUACGGGAUUUGGAGCAAACAAAGGAGGCAAUAAUCGAAGGUCGUACAAAAGUUUUAUAUUUCGAAUCCAUGUCAAACCCGACUUUGACAGUGGCUAAUAUUCCCGAGCUUGCAAGGAUAGCCCAUGAGAAGGGCGUGACAGUUGUGGUCGAUAACACGUUUGCGCCUAUGGUGCUUUCGCCAGCAAGACUUGGUGCCGAUGUCGUUGUACAUAGUAUUUCUAAGUACAUUAGCGGCGGGGCCGACAUAAUUGCUGGGGCUGUUUGUGGGCCAGCUAGUUUGGUGAACUCACUCAUGGACCUUCACCAAGGGGCUUUCAUGUUACUAGGUCCAACAAUGAACGCCAAGGUAGCAUUCGAGUUGUCGGAAAGAAUCCCUCACUUGGGCCUCCGCGUCAAGGAGCAUUGCCACCGGGCUUUGGUAUAUGCCCAAAGAAUGAAGAAAAUGGGACUCAAGGUCAUAUACCCGGGCCUAGAAGAUCACCCUGAUCACCAUCUCUUGAAGUCCAUUUCAAAUAAGGAGUAUGGAUUCGGUGGGAUGCUAUGUUUGGACAUGGAGACCGAAGCUAAGGCCAACAAAUUGAUGAAUCUCUUGCAGAACCAGACUCAAUUUGGGCUCAUGGCAGUUAGUUUGGGCUACUAUGAGACCCUCAUGUCUUGUUCGGGUAGUAGUACAAGCAGUGAAUUGAACGAAGAAGAGCAGGCAUUGGCUGGAAUCUCGCCUGGUUUGGUUAGGAUGUCGGUUGGCUACAGUGGGACCGUGGAACAAAGGUGGGGCCAGUUUGAGAAGGCGCUUUCGAGGCUCCAAGAUUCAGGAUUGUUAUCUAAGAAUUGAAUGAUGAUGUGAUGUAAACAAUGUGGGUUCUUAAUUAGUAAUGCUAUUGUUGUUUCUGUGUUGGACUGUA
Molecule: messenger RNA, 1516 nt
Organism: Erigeron canadensis
Lineage: Eukaryota; Viridiplantae; Streptophyta; Magnoliopsida; Asterales; Asteraceae
Product: methionine gamma-lyase
Exons: 3
Coding region: 85-1446 (453 amino acids)
Biological process (GO): transsulfuration
Cellular component (GO): cytoplasm
Molecular function (GO): pyridoxal phosphate binding; carbon-sulfur lyase activity
Source: RefSeq, a predicted model, not a curated record